GUCGUUCAUAAAUCCAAUUCGAUAUGCAUUUUUAACUAUUGCCAUUGCAAAAUACGACGCCGAAAGAAACGUAUGUCAGUGGAGUUGUUCGGUGAUUAAUUUCUUGAAUAAAGAUGUGCAAAUAAAGUCAGCUGAAGUAAAAAAUAUUAUAGUGUGAUUUGAUGCUUGCAACGCAAAGUUUUAAUUGCAAAGUGAGUGUAAAUAACCUUUUAUAAGGCAUAAAGAAGUUUCGAAUAUUUAAAUAUUUUGUACAAUUGGCAUAUUUGCCCGCUAGUACCUCUAGUUGAUUUGCUGCCUCCUGCGUUCGUAUAUGUGUGAAUUUGUAUGUGUUACUUUACGAUAGAAGCCGGAAAAGUAUGUAAAGUAAUUAUAAAUAAACAAAAAUAUGAGAAAAGUGCAGUGCUAAUAAAUGGAAAAGUGUCUAAUUCUAUUAUAAGCGAUCAAUUCAUAAAUUAUUUGUGAAACAAAAUAAUUUUUAACGGUAGCUCAUACAACACAAUUCAGACGAGCCCGCCACUCCUUCACAGGAAAAUUUUUCAAUUGUCUGCAAUCGCUGCUCUGCAAAAUUUUGACUCGGCAGUGAAUGUAGGAAUAACAUACAUAUGUAUAUGUAUAUGUUCCCACUGGAGCAUAAGACUAGCUGCUGGAGCCGAGAUGGUGUUUUAGUGUAUGUGUUUCAUGAGCCUGUAAAUAAGGAAGCCGAAUAGCAAACAGCAGUAGCUACCACGGCCAGUUUAGGGAGUUAUUUGUCUGCAAAUAAUCAAACGGAAUAUUUUUGCAGCGGCUGCAAAGGAAUAAAAGUAAAUACAGAGAAAAUCUAUGUUUAAAAAGUGUGCAAAGGAAAAUGUGUAGUGAGCUAAGAUCCUUAAAUGUACAAGAUAAAAAUAUUUUAUAAUAAUAUGCGGUGAAUCGUGCAAAAAAUUAUCCACUUGUAUACAGUUUGCUACAAUUUCACAUUUCUAACGAGACGAGCAUUUUGUAAAUCAAACGAACACAAACGAUAGCAGCGAUUGCAAAAUACGAACUUUUUCGCCUCUCUUUGCAUACGAAAACUAAAUUUAUUUUGUAAACAAACAACAGUCCAGCCGCCAGCAGCGUCGAAUUCAUUCAUUUGUGAGUAGUCGGCGGAACGAACAAUUGUUGGUGUGCUGUUGGCAGUGUACCGUUGCUGCAUGAAUGCACAGCUGCAGCUGGACGACGAGCGCGCAGAAGGCGGCGGAACAAUAGGAAGUGCCAACAGCAGCACUGAACGCUGAAUAGUGGUGGCAACAAACAUGUUGCAACAAAUUAAGUGGCAACAACAGCAACUGCAACGACAAUAUAAUAAUAAACAACAAACGCAGCAACAACAACGAAUAACAAAAUAACCAAACAACAAUAAAUGAACGAGUGAAAGGUACGAGGGAACGAACGAGACGAGACGAGCAGGCAACGAAAGCCACAGACCAAACAUAAAGUGCAAAUGCAAAUGCAAAAAGUCAUUCCACCAGCCACCAGCACACAGUUGUGGCCUUCAAUGGAGGCGGCAUAAUAGUUUGGUGAAUGAAAGCAAAAACAACAACAAAAGACACAAAAUAAAUAAAGACUUCGCUAUAGCGUCACACAUAUGUAUGUACGUACGUAAGACAACAACAGCAACAAAUAAAAACAACUAUAACAAUAACAAAAACAAAAGACUAACCAAUCAACGGAACAAACAACUGUUGCUGCUCGCAAAAAGCAACUAAAUUUAGCUGCUGCAACAACAAACCCAACAAACUAACCAAGGGACAUUCACACUUCUCCACUGUCAUCGCUGACGCACGAAAGAGCUGGAAGCAGCAUAGCAGGAGCCAAACGAAAAAAGACGAAACACAACAGUAUUUGUGCAAUUUGCAAAUUUUUAUUUUAAGACGACUCUCGUAACGCUAUUGAAUCUAACUCUUCACAGCCAAAAUGGAGAAACCCAUACAUCCGACGCCAGUUGGUAAAGUUUCGCAAAUUGCGAAUCUCUUCCAGCGCAAACCCAUCGAAAUACAACCGGUCGAACAGUUAAGCGCCGCAGCCGCUGCUGCUGCUGCUGCUGCCGCCGCCGCUGCCGCCGCAGCUAAUCAGCAACAACAAGCCGGAGGUGGUGGAGUCGGCAUACCAGCCACCGUUGUACGCACUGAAUCACAUUCGGCGCGUUUCAAUAAUGCACGAGCCCUCUUCGAGAAGCUCGGCGUAGAGAAUAAUUCAAAUUCGAAUGUGAAAAUGUCACGUUCUGGCUCGCGUGACGAUAAUCUCUGCGAAGGUAAUAGUUCGGAUCGUUCGUCGUCGCGUUCGUCAGAUCGUUCGAUAUCGCCACCGAAACGACGCUCACCAUUUCCACCCGGUUGUAAUGUGGCCGCUUCAUUGGCGAAUAAUAAUAAUUGUGCACCGCCACCACAGCUGAAUGGUGGUUUGGCGCUGAGUAACAGUAAAUUUAUCGUAGAACCGGGUGCGAAACUACAUCACAAUAUAGCACGUCACAAAUCGGAAGACGGUGUGUUGAGUGGUCCAUCGGUGGGCGGUGUGAGUGCCAUACUCUCAGCCGGUGGCGGUAGUGUCGAUAAGCCGGAGAAACCGGAACGUAAAUUCAAUUCACGCGAAUUAAUCGAAAAGCAAAAGAAGUGGACUUCACAUUUUACAAAAACAAAAUCAAAUCGUACGCAUAGCGAUCAAAAUCGCUGUGACAUCAUACGCACCGUGCCCGGCACCACGCUCUUUUCCAGCUCGGCCAUACAGAUGAAGGAGAAGGAAAAGGAGCGCGAAAAAGAGAAAGACAGAGAUAGAGAUCGUGAACGUGAUAAAGAGCGUGAUCGGGAAAAGGAUAAUGCCAAUAUUGCCAUAACGAUGGCCUCUCCAAAUGCCAAUCAUAAGCCCAAUGCUGCCAACUCGGCUGUAUCCGCCAUGGAACAGUUACGUUCACCUAUCUUAGCGGCUGCUCAACAGCAUCAGCAACCGCAGGAUCAUCCACCCAGUCCACCGGUACGUCAUACAGUCGUACCACCGGAAAUAAAACCGCGUAGUACCAAUAAAAUUGGUAGCCCCAUCAAAUCGCCACCAUUGCCACCCAUACCAGCUGCCAAACCGAAGAACGUCAGUCCGGUUAAAUUCAAUCCGGAACGUGUACGUUCGCCUACAAAGCUGCCCGAUGUGUCGUCUCAACCACCGCCGCCACCUGCCAAAUCGGCAGCUGUCACCGCAGCUCUACAGCGUUCACUACUAGAUGAACAACAAGCUGCAGCCGCCGCCGCUGCUGCCAUUUCGUCAAAUGCGCCAGUACCACCCGAGAAGCCACGUAAAAAAUCCAUUGAUCUCAUUGAGGGCGAAGAACGGCUGACGCCAUCUUCACCCACCUCAGCUACAUUCCAAUAUAUCGCGGUUGCCGCAAAGCGUGGUUCAGUAGACAGUCUAGGUGGUGGCGCUAACGGGCUGAGUGGUAGUGUUAAUUCGGCUACAUCGUCUUCGCCAGCCGCCAGCGCAUCGUCCGGUCCUUGUUCACCGGUUUACACCGAGGAUGAGAAGCAGGAGAAUGAAUCGACUGAGAAAUCGGAAAUUCAGCAGUAUUACAACAGUAUGCCACGUACACGUCGCAGCGAUAACGAAGGACGCUCCAACAAAAACGAACGCCAAGACGUCACCGAUGUCAUGCAUCCAAAUCAACAACAACAACAAAUUCAAACUCAAUCUCAAGCACAAAAUCAUUCCAACAAUAUGUCACCACAACGUACAUCAUUAGCCGCCUCGUCGGCUUCAUCGAAACGCAUCUCAUCAAGCAUUUCUGUGCAAUUACCAGCCGCUGGUUUGGGUUCACGACCAAGCAGCAUCAUCUCAACCAGCGCCAGCUUGGAUGAGGGCGGUUUCAAUGAACCCUCACCGGAGAUCAAAGCCAAACUGAAGCCUGCCUAUGAUUUCGAGUCGGUCAAUGGCCGUAGCGUCACUGGCGUGUGUGCCGAUGUGGAUGAAUGUGACCGCAGCCGUAAGCCAACCGUCGAAGAGGCAGAGAAGCCCAGUUUAAAUUACGUGGAUGUGGGUUAUCGUCUCAAUCCGGACGGUAGUGAAGCGCGUGAAGUUUUUGGCGAGUCGGAACUCUACGACACCGCCAAAGUGACUGAAAUGCAUAAGAAAUUCCAUGCUAAUGGAUUUGCACAGGAGACCACCACCGUGUAUGCAACGAUUAAAACGGAAGUAACAACAGCCGUUGAGCUCUACUAUCCCGGCGGUAAGCUGGCUAAAGAGCAACGCGAACGUGAACGUGUUAGCGGUAUAUUGCAUUCGCCAACGAAAUCCAUUGGCAGCAGUGGUUCACCGGUGAAAACCGCAAUCACCGCCUCACCACCUGUGGGCGUUGUCUCGCCCAUACGUCGACGCAGCUCCGAUGUGAGCGUCAAGUCCACACCGCCCAUGUCACCCACAUCGAUCGGUAGCGGCAGCGGUGGCAGUUGUAGCGGCACAGCAAACACGAACUCGACCAGCAACACACGUUCGAUUUCGUCCAUUGCUGUGGCGGCAGUGGGCCAAAAUAAGGGCAUCGCACCCAUCGCUUCACUCGAUACGCAGGAGGAAUUCGAUAGUUCUGAACUGCCGGCAUUGCCAGAGCGCCCGCCACCGCUUAGUGCGCUAAAUACAACUAUGCUAGCGUCAGCUAGUGACGAGCAGUGCAAUGCUUUGGACAUGCAAGACCUGGAAUAUGCGGACAGUAGCGCUGGCGAGGAUGAGGAUGAUUUGAUGCGCGCAAUCGAGGCGGACGAUGAUGACGAUGAUGUGCAUUUGGAUGUAAGCGAGGCGCCACUAGCCACCGUAGCCGAAGAGGAGGAAGAUGAGAAACUAAUUAUAACAACAGUGGCGGCGACGCAGGUGGUCAUACCGCGCGAAGACAGUCUGCCCGAUGCUAUGACCGCCGACGAGGCGGAACAAUUGUUGAGCUCAAGAAUUUUGGAAAGCAAAAUCAGACAACAGUCGUUGCUCUCGGACGAACAAGCCAAAGAAGUCGAACAGAUACUCUCCGCUGCGCCCACUGUGGGUGUGGCCGUCGCAGCUGUUGUUGCCACAGCCACUUCACCGACGAGCAUUAAAAGUCUAAUCGAAGAAACACAACCAGAAUCACCGCCAACAGGCGAGCAACAACACGACCUUAAAGUUAUUACAGCAACAGCCGCCGUUGCUGACGUCGCCAACGUUGAUACUGGCACAGCAGCUAGUGACCUACGUGCUCCGGCAAGUGGCGGAAGUAAUCCAAUAACUGUCACGUUAACAACAGCUAACGGCGAAGGUGGUCUUGCCUUUGCUGUCGAACGGCAGCACGUCCGCAACGACGGCGAUGAGGAUGAUGAGGAGGAUGACGACGACGACGACGACGACGGGGAUGUCGACAUAGUUGGCAUUGGCGCCGCACCUGCACACAUUUUGAAUGCGACCUUCACAAAAGCGGACAGCUCCAAUGCUGUAACUAGCAAGGCCAACAGCAACAGCAACUCCAACAACAAUAGUAAUAAUAAUACACAUGACGACGAUGAGCCCGAAUGGCUACGUGACGUACUUGAAGCGCCUAAUCGCAGUCUUGAGAAUUUGCUAAUUUCCCGCUGCACAGCUGCCAACGAACGCCGACGUUCGGAGGACAGUCAAAGUGGCAGUGGUGCUGGUUUGGUGGGUGUUGGUGUUGAAAGUCGCGUUGAAAGUAAACAUUCCGAGUUGGUAACAGCUUCGAAAGUCGAGACCAGCUACGAUGCCGACAAUGAUUCGACACUUUUCAUACAACAACAACAAGACACGCAAACAUCGCCCAGCAAACAAGAGCUGCAGUCACAGCAAUCACUGUUGAAUCAAACAUUUAUCCAAGAUCAAAGCAGUCUAACGCCACAUGGUCAAACGGGCGAAUCGUUGCAAGAAUCGAUUGUGUCCGUUGAGUCAACGCAAUCUGAUGGCACUCUUAAUCAGACGACAACCAUCGAUGAUAGCAUAAUCUCAAGCAAACAUAAUUCGACCUACUCAUUGGCUGAGGGUGAACUACAUUCAAUUAAUACAAAUACGACUACAACCAGUCUUGGUGCAGAACUCGACGACUCACAAUUCUACAUACCCGAAUAUCCGCCAGUGAAGAGUAAGGAAGUCUAUGUGGAGUCGGGUGUGCAUUACUUUGAAGAUGGCAACUUUUGGAUGGAAGUUCCUGGACUGCUGGACUUUGAUGACGAUGAACUCUCCUACCCGCCAAUACCAGUGAAAAAGAAUACCAAAGUACGCUUCAGUUCGGGACCCAUACAAGUAUUUUCAACAUUCUCCGUAACUGAUUAUGAUCGCCGCAAUGAAGAUGUCGAUCCCGUUGCCGCUUCAGCCGAAUAUGAGCUGGAGAAGCGUGUCGAGAAGAUGCACGUCUUCCCGGUGGAAUUGAUGAAAGGACCCGAAGGUUUAGGUUUGAGCAUUAUUGGCAUGGGCGUUGGCGCCGAUGCUGGUCUCGAAAAAUUGGGUAUAUUCGUAAAGACGAUAACCGAUAACGGCGCGGCAGCACGCGACGGACGCAUACAGGUCAACGAUCAAAUCAUCGAAGUCGAUGGCAAAAGUUUAGUGGGCGUUACGCAAGCGUAUGCCGCAUCGGUGUUACGCAACACUUCCGGUUUGGUGAAAUUUCAAAUUGGACGUGAACGUGAUCCGGAAAAUUCAGAGGUGGCGCAAUUGAUACGCCUGAGUCUGCAAGCGGAUCGCGAGAAGGAGGAGAGACUGAAAAGACAACAAGAGGAGUACUUGCGUCGUACGCUCGACUACUCGGAGGACUCCACACAACCGGUUUCGGCCAACUCUAGUGUUUGCGAGGGACCCUCGAGUCCCGUACAAGUCGAACAUCCAAUGGAGGUCGAGGCUACACACUCACAGGAGGUAGAGUCUCUGAAGAGGCUGCUACAGGAGAGCGAAUUGAGUUGCCUGUUGAAAGACGACAUUAUUGAUACGCUUAAGCGUAAGCUCGUCAAACUGGAAACCACCGGCAAUGAAAAUGAGCUACUCAGCGAGCGUCUGCGCCAAAGCGAACGCGAGCUCACCAAUAUCAAAAAAGAGGCUUCAAAUCUACAGAAUAUGUUACAACAAUCACAGGCGCAAUAUAUGGCGCUCGAUAAGAAAUACAACAAAGCCAAACGUUUGGUACGUGAAUACCAACAACGCGAAGUGGACAUGUGUCAUCGCGAGGAAUUCUACCAGCAACUGUUGCAGGAGAAAGACACCGAAUACAAUGCACUUGUUAAGAAACUGAAAGAUCGUGUCAUCAAUUUGGAACACGAAUUGCAAGAGACACAACGUAAGGCCGGCUUUCCCGUUGGUUUGCCCUACGACAGCGCUACGCUCAAGCUGACGCCACAAAUGAUGCGUAAAACGCCGCCAAAACCGUUGUUCCAGAAACUCGAAACGGAAUUGUCCGAUACGGAGAUUUCCGAUCUAUCACCCGAUGGCGAGGGUGUCAAAACGGCGACUGUGGAACGUAAAGUGCCAAUUAAAGAUGAAUUGGAUGCCGCCGUGCCGCAGCAUGAACUUCUGGACAAUACCGUUACAAAGACGAAAAUCGAUUUAGCAUCACGUGGUGGUUUAGCUAAUCGCCAGCUGCCUUCAACAGCAAACAACAGCAACAACAACUGCAAUACAACAAACACUGCAACUACUAACAACGCCAGCGUUAGCGCAACCACAAACGCCACUGCCGUCGCCACCACCAACAACAGCAACAGCAGCAGUAGCAACAGCAACAGCAACAAUAGCCAAAUUUACAGCGCCCCCACAGCCGCUAACAGCACUACUAACGCCCCCAGCCACAGCCACAGCAGCAGCAGCAACAGCAACAGCAGCAAUAAUAACGGCAUCAAGAGCAUCACUUUCGGCAAGCGCACGCUCAGCAACAGCAGCUCUGACUGUGCGCUCGAAGACAGUGAGGACGAUGGCACCGCCACCACGGUGGCGCAUGUGCACGCCAGCGCCGCCUCCGACAGCAACGGGCUCUCGAACGGCAGCAAUGGCAGUAGCGUUAUCCACCGUAGUUAUUUACAGCAACAGCAACAUGCCACCAACGGUCAUCACAGCAAUGUGGGCGCGGGCACCACAACUGCCAUACUGUUGAAUUCGACCGCCACAGCGGGUAGCGGUGUGGCGACUGCGCGCGAACAGCAAAUCAAUCAGCUGUAUGCUCAAGUGCAUAAGGAUCAUAAUAAGAGCGCCGUAGCGGCAGCGGCAGCAGCUGCCGGUCUUGGUCAUUCGACCAUACCGAAUAUAUUUAAGAAUGCUAUUGGUUCGCCGCCCGACGUCAGCGUUGGUGUCGGUGUCGGUGUCGGUGUCGGCGGCAUUGUUGGCGGUGUUGGCGAUUUCCAUCGCAGCAAUAUGACAACGUUCGGUACUAGCAGUCGUGAUCUCAAUAGUUCAUACGAUUCCAUUUUAGGCUCAAACGAUAAACUCUCCGAGAAUGAGCAAUCAUCGGAGAAUUGGAUGUAUCCGAGUCGUCGACGUGUCGGACCGACUGGUGCCAUUAUAAGUGGCAAAAUGCCACCAUCAUCAUUUACGGAACAACUAAAUCAGGCGCUCUCCGAACGUGAGAGACGACUUGGUGAUGGCUCCUCGCGUCAUUCCAGCGAUGAUUACACCGAAAUCAAUAAAAGCCAAAGCACAGCGGCCAUAAACUGUAAGACACUAAUCAAUGAAAUACGACAAGCGGUGAAUGAGGCGCAGCCCAAAGUGCCAUGGCAACAGCAGCAGCAACAACAGCAGGCGACCGGACCACCCUCACCCACUAGCAUGUCAUCGGGCUGCUCCUCACCCGGCUACUCGCCCAGUCGUGCCAUUGAUUUGUCCGGUUCGAGCAGCAGCUUUUCGGAUCGCAAGGCAGCCGCUUGCUACAAUUACAAAGGCGGACCCGUGCAUGAAUGGACCAAGGAGCAGGUUGGCCACUGGCUGAUGGGCAUCGAAUUGGAGCGUUACAUACCCGUUUUCAAGGAGCACAACGUUGAAGGCGGCGCACUGCUGUCGCUUGACUCGAAAGACUUCAAAACGCUCGGCGUCAGCGGUGACGACAAACAUCGACUGAAGCGUCGUCUCAAGGAUCUCAAGGCGAGCAUCGAAAAGGAGCGCAAAGAUCAGGAGCGCGAGCGACGCGAACGCGAGAAAGCUAUACGCAAAGCAGAGAAAAAAGCGGCCAAAAAGAAAUAGGCUUAGUUCAAUUAGUAACAACUAAAUAGUAUGCUGAAACUCAAAGUAAAAGUAAAAUAAGUGGUAACACACAACAACAAAAAAUAUAUAAAAUAUAUAAGAAAACAAUUAGCAGUUAUAGUAAGUAGUCAUAAUAGAAAUUAUAGUAAAGUUUAACAAGUAAAACAAUCGAUAAUUAAUGCACUUAAAAGUAAGCAACAACCAAAAAUAUGUACUCUAUGGUAUAUACUAAGCAGCACAUAAAUGAGUGGUCACAGAUGCGUUUCGCGUGUUGGCGAGUGGUGUGGUCAGUUGUUGUGGAAGUGGUAGAAAAUUAUUUGAUUUUUGUAAAUGAUUUUUUCAAUAUAAGUUUGACAUCGCUAAUUUGUACUUUAUAAACAAGCAAGUAAGAAAAUCAAAAUGAAAUAAUUUUUUACACUCUAUAACUCAACUGAAAUUGGUACGUGUUUUUGUUUAAAUAAUAAGUAAUUUAUUAUAAUAUAAAAAAGCUUCAAAUUGUAAUUUUAAAUUUUAAGUAAAUUUUACGAAAUUUGAAUGUUCACCGAAUAUUACUAUGAAGUUUAGCGUAUAAGUCACUAGAUGUGUGUGUAUGCACAGCACUUGAACGAAGCAGCAGCUGCGACACUGGAAUGAAAAUUGAAUUUACAAAAAUUAAAUAUAAAAUGGCAGAACAUUUGAAA
This is a messenger RNA of Bactrocera neohumeralis, 9857 nucleotides long. RefSeq lists its product as uncharacterized. Gene Ontology annotation, cellular component: dendrite; postsynaptic density; cytoplasm. Gene Ontology annotation, molecular function: actin filament binding. The record is from RefSeq and is a predicted model, not a curated record. Gene Ontology annotation, biological process: neuron projection development; actin filament organization; calcium-mediated signaling. Lineage: Eukaryota; Metazoa; Arthropoda; Insecta; Diptera; Tephritidae.